Messenger RNA from Closterium sp. NIES-67, 1636 nucleotides. The record is from the annotation of a GenBank genome assembly. NCBI's taxonomy places the organism in Eukaryota, Viridiplantae, Streptophyta, Zygnematophyceae, Desmidiales, Closteriaceae.
UUCUUUCUUUCUCACUUAGUCUCCCCUUGUGUCCAUCCCUUAGGUUCUGCUUUCAGGCAUUGCUUUAGGUAUCAGUGGAUUGGCAACCAUUGCUGAGACCCGUUGCUGACCACUGUUGCUGACCACCGUCGUUGACCACCAUUUUCCACUACAGGCGCUGCUCUUGCCAUCGUCCUUGUGAUCUCCCUCCAUUGCGUCGCUGUCGAUUCCGUCCUGGUUUCAUCGUCAAGGCAGCAUCUCACUCAUUGGCCUUGCACACAAAGCCCGCGCUCCUGUAGCAUCACCUACCGCGACGCUUUUACAUAUUGAAAGUGUGGAUUUUCUUUUUUCCGGUCAGUUCGUGACGCUUUUUGAGACCAAAAAAUUACCUCGGCCUCCUCCCUGCUUCUCACCCCAUGGCAUCUGCGUCCGUCGCAUUGCUCCGGCGAGCUGCCAGGCCGAUCCUCGCCGGUCUUUACGGAGGCGCGCUCUCCGUCGCCGCGCGGCAGCACCUCACCAGCUCCUGCUCCUCCUCCGCAGCCGCCGCCGCCGCCGGCGGUACCGGCGCAGCCGCUGCUGCGGGGCUCCGCAACGCGAUCGCGGGCUUUCACUCGUCCGCGUGUCCCGCUGCCGAUCUGUCGCAGUCGUCCGGGCCUGCGGUGGCCGAAGAGACGGUGUCGCUGGUUCAGGCGUCCGAUAAAGGCAUCGGACUUGCGUUCGUAGAGCAGCUGCUGAAGCGGCAGCCGACUGGCCGGGUCAUCGCCACGUGUCGAGAUCCAAUGGGCGCUCAGCACCUGGACGCGCUGCAUGACCAGAGCGGCGGACGGUUGGAUGUGAUGCAACUGGAUGUGACUAAAGAGGAUACCAUCGAGGCUGUAGCCGCGGCCGUGCGCCAGAAGUACGGCAAGCUCGACCUGCUGCUGAACGUGGCGGGUGUGCUGCACCGCCCCAACGAGCUACAGCCGGAGAGCAGCCUGCACUGGCUGUGCCAGGAUGCCAUGCUGCUGGCUUACAGAGUCAACGCCAUGGGCCCUAUGCUCGUGCUCAAACACAUGAUGCCUCUGCUGGUAACGGGCGGCCACACCAACCCCAACCGACCCUUCUCCUUAGUUGCCAACAUGAGCUCCCGCACGGGGUCCAUCGCAGACAACCACAUUGGCGGCUGGUACUCGUACCGGGCUUCUAAAGCUGCUCUGAACCAAUUCACCAAGACGGCAGCAGUGGAGCUGGCCACCCAAAAGAGCCCAGUGGUCGCAGUUCUGCUACACCCCGGCACUGUAGACACCGACCUCACCCGCCCCUUCACUGCGCACUUGCCGGCUGACAAGAUCUUCACUCCUGAUUUUGCCGCCGACCAGCUGCUGACGGUUAUUGAUGGGUUGAGUGAGAAGGACAACGGCCGCUUUAUCGCCUAUGAUGGCACCGACGUAGCGUGGUGAAUGGGGAAUGUAAAGAGAGCGCCAGGAGAUUCACUGGGGAGUUGGCUGCCAGCCAGCUACUGGGUGUUCUAGAGGGGUUUAGCCCAAAUUGCUAUGACUGGUUUAUUGCAAAUGGUAUGAUGGUACCGUUGUAGCCUGGUGACGGAGAGAAUGUAAGGGUAAGGUUAAUGGCACAUCACAGCUUGGUACCACGCUCUCAAAUGCACUUAAUAAUGAAC